Messenger RNA from Lotus japonicus, 1158 nucleotides. RefSeq lists its product as uncharacterized. Lineage: Eukaryota; Viridiplantae; Streptophyta; Magnoliopsida; Fabales; Fabaceae. The transcript has 3 exons. The record is from RefSeq and is a predicted model, not a curated record. Gene Ontology annotation, molecular function: nucleic acid binding. The coding region runs from base 315 to 908 and encodes 197 amino acids.
AUUUUAUAAAUGCUAAACCAAGGUGAGUUGUGUAUUUUCACACUUAUUUAGUGAGAAACUAAAUGCCCUUUAUCUAAUGCUGCAGCCCCGAGGGAAUCGCAACUUUUUUCUCAUACAAUCUCUUAGACUCUGAAACAGACCCAUACUAAGUCCAAAUUCAUUUCACCUGAAAUCGGAAUCGACCCAAUAUAACAGAAUAUUUUCAUAAGAGAGAAACUUUGCAUGAGACACUCGUCCCUUACGCUUGCAUUUGAGGAACUGCUAGGGUUUUAUCACCCCGCAUUUGAUUUUGCUCACAGGUUUCAUUCACUUCAAUGGGAUCAUCAGAAGAAGAGUUUGCUGCAUUUGAACAGAAAGUUAGAAGGACAGUGUACUUCGACAACCUGUCACCACAGGUUACUGAAUCUGUGAUGAGAACUGCUCUUGAUCAGUUUGCAACUGUCAAAAGUGUGAAGUUUAUUCCCAACUACCUAGGACCAAGCCUGCCACAGACUGCAUUGGUGGAAUUGGAUUCUUCCAAGAAGGUCGAGGAUAUUGUAACAAUGAUAGGGCAGUAUCCUUUCAUGAUGUCUGGGAUGCCAAGGCCUGUCAGGGCUCGGCCUGCUGUGAUCGAAAUGUUUGAUGAUCGGCCAGUAAACCCUAACAGAAAGGUGGAGUAUCGUUGGCUGGAGCCUAGUGACCCAGAUAUGGAGGUGGCAAAACAACUUAAGAACCUUACGCGGAAACAUGCUGCAGAAAUAGCACACAUGCACAAGCUGCAACUACAAGAAGAAGCAAAGCUUGCGGCGCAGCAGACAGAGACGCUUAAAAUGCAUCACAAAAAGUUUAAAAUGAUAGAUGGCAUUAUCACUGAUACAUCUGCCAUCCGUUUAGCACGAAAGUAUAAUCUGAAUGUUGGAGAUCAUUGAAGGCUUCUUUUGGAUUCAUUGUCUCUGCAGAUAGCUUCUCUUUUCUUUUUGGUCAGGAUUAGUUCAUUAGGUUCUCAGUUAUCCGAAGGGACUUUAGAUGCAAUGAGCACCUUACCUACUUCUAAAAGUGAGAUCUUUAUUCUUUAGAAAUUGUUUGUAAAGGUGCUAUGCUAUGCUACUAAAGAUUUGUUGUGCCAAGCUACUACUAAAGAAACUCUUCUUGGUAUGUUAAUAUGCUCUUCGGGAUCCA